AUGAAUACAACUACUAAUCAGCCAACCGAUGAAUCGAAUGCUCAAAUUGCAAAGAGGAAGAUUUCUCUCAAUGAUUACAAAGUGAAUAAACGUGUGAAAUCAAGUGAUAUUGUACAAGGCUCAGCAGCAGACGUUGAUAUGCGAAUGGAUACAAUGGAAAAUAAUAAAAAAUCCUCACCAAGAUCUAUGAACAAUACUUCGUCGUCUCCUUCUGAACAGCGACCAAUAGUUAGUCCAAAAGUGGAAGAUAAUAGUGCGAGUAGAGAUUUAGUGACAAAGAGUAAUUUGAGCGAACCAGGAGUAAAGAAAUUAAUAAAAAAGAAAGUAGUUUGGGCCGAUGAAAAAAAUAAAGCCCUUGUACAGACAUCGUUUUUUGAAGUAGACCGUUCUGAAAUGACAGAUAUGCAUGCAUUUGCACGUCAAUGUGCAGAAAAUAUGUCUAUAGCGCAACUCGAAAAACUAUGGGAACGUGAUCUUCGUAAACAACGAAGUUUACAAGAUGUUAACACAUUUGAUAAUAAUGAUAAACAAGUUUUACCUCCAUUACCAACUUUAAUACGUAUUUUAUUACCGGAUGCCAUAACAACGCCAAUAGUGAAGUCACAGGAACGUGCCGUUCAAGAAGAACGUGAAAAAAGUGUUUUACAGGCUCUUUUCAUGCGGCCAUUUUUACCGGAUAGUCCAAGUGAACCCGAUGGUGAUCUUCUUGGAAGUAAUACGAUUGAACGAAAUAAACCCAAAACAAUACCAUUGGAAGAUAAUACCCCACCAUCCGAAACAAAACUGUCACCUUCGAAUGCUAAUCAAGAAUCUACACCCACGAAUGUCACUGUUGCUCCUGCAAAUCCAUCACAGCCAGCAGUCGUACCAAGUUCUUCGUCGUCGUUAUCAUUCGACAAUUCGUUAUCUCCUGAAGUUGCUCAAAUCCUUGAACGCGCAAAAGGCAACAUACCAUCGACAACAGUAGCUAAUCCAUCAAUAAAUCCACCUGCAACAUCGAUUCCAGCUGCCAGUAUUGCAUCAACGCUAUUUUCUGCUCUAUUCAACCUCAAACGAUCGAAUGGAAUGGAAUCGGCAACUGCACCACCAGCCAAUUCGGUACCAAACUUUCCGCUUAAUUUCAACGUGGCACCGCAUCCGCCUCUGCCUACACUUUCUAUGAACCCAUUAUUCGCAAAUGUUCUAUCAUCGGGACUAUCUCUACCUCUAUCCUUCAAUAACCCGCUGCUCCAAUUGCCGUCGGCAACGUUCAAUAUUCCAAAUUCAAUCCCAUCAGCAACGCCAGCUGUUGAUACAACUACUAAUUCGAAUUCAAAUGAUAUGUUCCAAACUUCAACAGUUCCCUUUGGUGCAGCAUCAAAUCAAAACUUACCAACGCGGUUCAAUCAUAACAGUAACAAAAACGAACGUCAAAACCACAAUUUUCGCGGGCACUCCAGAGGAUAUGGUUUUCGUCGCGGUUUCAAUAACAAUCAUCCACGUCGAGAUUUUCAUCAAAAGCGAAACAAUUACAACAAUAACAAUAACAACAACAACAAUAAUAAUAAUCGAAAUGGUUUUUCAUGA
Molecule: messenger RNA, 1566 nt
Organism: Adineta ricciae
Lineage: Eukaryota; Metazoa; Rotifera; Eurotatoria; Adinetida; Adinetidae
Source: the annotation of a GenBank genome assembly